AUGAACCUCUCCGACAUCAUCCUCGUGCGCAGCCAACAAGCCAGUCGUUUCUCACCCUCCCUCGGCUCCCGGGAGCUCAUAUACGCCUCUGGCGCCGACAAGCAACGCGUCAGAGAGGCAGAUCAGCGCAGAUUAUCGACCGCCGUUUUCCUCCCCAAAUCGACCGAAUGCGCCUACUCGCCGACGUCGCCCGGCGGGCUCUCCACAUCGUCGGCCCCGUCGGCCCUCAUACCACACGACAAGCACUCUCAAUCUGCUUACGGCACCUGGACCUACCUGGACCAUGCUGAGGGAGAGCUGGUGAGCAAGCGUGCGCAUUCUGGACCAGAUCUGCCCCCAUUUGCCUGGCCCCUCACUCUCCGCCGUGCGAAUCCCGCGCUUAUCUGGGCCCGAAUCGUGAAGGCGCUCGCCCCCGUUUUGGGUCGCGCUUCCAGGGCCGAUUCGCGCCAGAACCUUCUGCGCUUCAGUAUCGGCCGAUAG
Heterobasidion irregulare TC 32-1 is the source of this 480-nucleotide messenger RNA. RefSeq lists its product as uncharacterized. The coding region runs from base 1 to 480 and encodes 159 amino acids. The record is from RefSeq and is a predicted model, not a curated record. The transcript is spliced from 3 exons. NCBI's taxonomy places the organism in Eukaryota, Fungi, Basidiomycota, Agaricomycetes, Russulales, Bondarzewiaceae.